CUUGCAAGCAACACUGUUCUAAUAGCACCGUAUUAUCGACUUUAUAAAAACAUGUCAAUCUGACAGCCGACCAGUUGUCUGCCGUCAUUUUUAACAACCCCGUGUGGAGAAUUUUUAUUAUUAAAUUUUGAGGAAAAACGGCGAUAAUUCGGAUUUGUUAAAGUUAAAAGACAGAUAAAGAUGUUGGGUUUAAGAUUUUACGCAAAUACGGCCACACAGGUGUUCAGAAGAGCCGCAUUUGGCACUAGCCAUGUUAUGAGAGCAUCCUCAUCAAAUGCAGCUGCGGUAGAAGCGGCGGCAGCAAGCACUUCAAAUUCUGCCCAAAGUGCAUCGGGAAAUGCCGGCAAGGAGACCAAAGAUGUAAGCAGCCAGAACGUAGUAGAUAACGCAAAGAAACAGAAACAUUCUUUGGUAGCUGCUGCCUUUGAAAAUCUAAAAGAUGAGUCGGCGUCUGGUACGUCUAAUAAAACAGCAGCAACUGGUAAUGGCAACAUCGAUGAACGCAUUACUAAUGCUAAGACAAUAAACGGUCUUUUGUCUGUCGCCGAAGGCAAUACUCCUUUAACCCGCAAGCAUGCUCUUAGAAUUGUCUCAAUUUUGGCUGAAUGGAGCACAAUAGAACGCGUAAAAUUAAAUGAGUUUGAAAAUGAUUCACGUUUUUUGAAAGUCUGCCGCAUGCUAGGACGUACUGUUAAAAAUGGCAAUGGUAACGGCAACGGUAAUGGUCCAAAACGUAUUUCUGGCUUUAGAACCGAUGAUCUCAAUACUGUAUUAGGUGUUGCUGGUGAUGAUGAGGCAGCAAAAUUAAUUGCUAGCAUUAGUUUGCCACAAAUGGUAAAAGUAAUGAGUACUCUGGCUGCUCGUAAACGCCGUAGUACCCCUUUGUUGCGCUCCUUGGCUUUUAAUAUUAGCAGUGCUUCUGAACCGUUGGAUUUAAAACAGUGUGCUGAUAUCUUCUUUGCCAUGGCCACCUUAAACUUCCAAGAUUCUGUUUUGGCUGCCAAAGUAUGUGCUGAUAUACAAGUAGCUCUACCUAAAAAUACAGAUAAAUCAGCAGUAGUUGGUUCAAUACUUACAAGUUUGGGUAUUUUAAAAUAUAGAGAUUUGGACAUUUUGGAAUCACUUACUCAAUGGACUUUAAAACACAGUGAUAUCUGCCGCCCCCAAGACCUCAGUGCUCUCUUCUUAACAUCUGCCAUUUUAAAUUUUAAAAGCGCCAAUAUUGAUGAUGUUCGCCAAAAACUUGUCAAGACAAUUGUUCAACAAGAUUUUACCAAACAUGUUGAUUGGCUUAAUCAUGUUUGGGCUCUAACCAUGUUGGGUCUGUGUGAUAAUAAACACUUGGAAAGUGUUCUAACCCAAACAUUUGUAGAGAAACUACAAUCUGAUAAGAAUGGUCUAACGGCUACCUCAAAAAUGAAGUUAUUAAACUUAAACAGUUAUGCCCAACUAAUGGCAACAGACUAUAAGGGACCUAUAAUUGCCAGCGAUAGUGUAGUAUAUGAUGUGCCUAUGGCACAUCCGAAAUCGAAACAAGUUCUAGUUAAUGGUUUAAAGGACGCAUUAAAGAGUCUUUUGCCGGCUAACAAUCAUGUCAACAGUCUGGUUGAUAGUAAAAUGGGAUUCUUGAUUGAUGCCAAUUGUGUUUUUGAUGCUAAACGUAAUCCUUUGCCCCUAGAUAAAGAACAUGCCAAUGGAAUUAAAAUUGCUUUAAUGGUGGUCGAUUAUCAUGACAUUUGCCAUGGCACCCAUAGAUCAGCUAGUGGCAUAACAUCGCUAAGUUUCGAUUUGCUAGAGAAGAGUGGUUACAAAGUGAUACCCGUGCCGUACAAUGAAUUCAACACGAGUGAUAAGUUAUUAAAAAGAGUGCAGUAUUUGGAAAGUAAAUUUAAAGCGCUCAUUAGUACUAAUACAAAAUGAAAAUAAAACCAAACAAAAAAUACAAUAUACAUUUUAGUUUAAAAUUUUAAAUAAUUGGUAAAGAUAAUACAAAAAAAAAGAA
Molecule: messenger RNA, 2002 nt
Organism: Lucilia sericata (common green bottle fly)
Lineage: Eukaryota; Metazoa; Arthropoda; Insecta; Diptera; Calliphoridae
Product: FAST kinase domain-containing protein 4
Exons: 6
Coding region: 181-1920 (579 amino acids)
Biological process (GO): regulation of mitochondrial mRNA stability
Source: RefSeq, a predicted model, not a curated record